UCAUGAGAGGACACUACUAAUUGUCAUACCCGAUACAGACACCACCCCAGAAUCCAACAACAGCGUGUACACAUCCUUCAUGAAGUCCCAUCGCUGCUAUGACCUGAUUCCCACAAGCUCCAAACUGGUUGUCUUUGACACUUCUCUGCAGGUUAAGAAAGCUUUCUUUGCACUAGUGACUAAUGGCGUGCGAGCUGCCCCUUUGUGGGACAGUAAGAAGCAGAGUUUUGUGGGCAUGCUGACCAUCACUGACUUCAUCAAUAUCCUGCACCGCUACUAUAAGUCAGCCUUGGUCCAAAUCUAUGAACUAGAAGAACACAAGAUAGAAACGUGGAGAGAGGUGUACUUACAAGAUUCCUUUAAGCCACUCGUCUGCAUUUCUCCUAAUGCCAGCUUGUUCGAUGCUGUCUCUUCGCUAAUUCGAAACAAGAUCCACAGGCUGCCAGUUAUUGACCCGGAGUCAGGCAACACUUUAUACAUCCUCACCCACAAGCGCAUCCUCAAGUUCCUCAAACUGUUUAUCACUGAGUUCCCCAAGCCAGAAUUCAUGUCCAAGUCUCUGCAGGAGCUGCAGAUUGGCACCUAUGCCAAUAUCGCCAUGGUCCGCACCAGCACGCCAGUCUAUGUAGCCCUGGGCAUCUUUGUCCAGCAUCGAGUCUCAGCCCUGCCAGUGGUAGACGAGAAAGGGCGUGUGGUGGACAUCUACUCCAAGUUUGAUGUUAUCAAUCUGGCAGCAGAAAAGACCUACAAUAACCUGGAUGUGUCUGUGACCAAAGCCCUGCAGCAUCGGUCACACUACUUCGAGGGUGUCCUCAAGUGCUACCUGCAUGAGACCCUGGAGACCAUCAUCAACAGGCUGGUGGAAGCGGAGGUUCACCGACUUGUGGUGGUGGAUGAGCAUGAUGUGGUCAAGGGCAUCGUGUCGCUGUCCGACAUCCUGCAGGCUCUGGUGCUCACGGGAGGAGAGAAGCCCUGAGCUGGGGGCCCUCAGGCAGCAGCAGGGGGAUACACCUGUUCACGGCCUGCCAGAAGCUCUCGGGAGCAGGGAACCCUGGACAGUGAGGACUGGCCACUGCUCAGGGGUCCCCGGCCCUCCUGCUUGGGAGCCGGGGAGCUGAGGAGGGAAGAGGGCUGAGGGACUGUGGCUGCCUCACCUCACGCCGAGAAGUGGAGUCUUGGUGAGCCAGCCCCUGUUCUCGUGGGCGAGCUGUGGGCUCUGUGCCCCCUGGGCAGGUUGAGAGACAUCCAGCCCUCGCUCACCUCUGCCUGACUGCCGAUUCUGCCCUCAGGUAGCACCCCAGAACUCUUCACAGAAGUGUAUCCGCUCACUCCUGCUGCAUGCAGGAGGCUGAGGCCACAUGGUGACAUUUCUUCCUGACCCGGAGCAAGGGAGACCCGGGGCAGGGAGGCCUUUGGGGUUCCUGGGCCAUGUUCAUGUGAAGGGAUGUGGCAAGCAGGAGAGGAGGGCCAAAUUUGUUGCUUUUUAUGGCAAAUCUAAUUAAAUGACAGAAAUCUCUUCAUGAAA
Molecule: messenger RNA, 1525 nt
Organism: Ochotona princeps (American pika)
Lineage: Eukaryota; Metazoa; Chordata; Mammalia; Lagomorpha; Ochotonidae
Gene: PRKAG1
Product: protein kinase AMP-activated non-catalytic subunit gamma 1
Exons: 10
Coding region: 80-976 (298 amino acids)
Source: RefSeq, a predicted model, not a curated record